Cotesia congregata is the source of this 2533-nucleotide messenger RNA. Lineage: Eukaryota; Metazoa; Arthropoda; Insecta; Hymenoptera; Braconidae. The record is from the annotation of a GenBank genome assembly.
AUGACGACGCAGCAAGAAGACACGGGAAGCGGCCAAAAAAUGGCCAUCCUUGUGGAAGAUAUUAUUAAUCCGUCGACGGUACUUAUGGCAAAAGCCGUGACCAUGGUUGUUUUGUGCGUGGUCAGUACUAUUAUGGGUAUUAUUCCCAUUCAGCUUGGCAAAUGCUUCAAGUGGGGCACGCACGACAAAACUGGAAAUCCAAGAUCUUCUAGAAUAGUUGGAAUGCUCUUAGGAUUCGGCGGAGGAGUUUUAUUCUGCACGACCUUUUUGCACAUGCUGCCAGAAGUCGUAGAAAGCGUUGAACUACUAACAGAACGCAAAGAACUUCCUAAGUUUAAUUUUCCUCUCGCUGAAGUAUUUGUUUGUACUGGGUUCUUUAUAAUGUACCUGGUAGAAGAAAUAGUUCACACCAAAUUACGGCACCGUGAACACCACGUAGCCCAUCAACACCAUCCAGAGAAAGAUGUUAAUCACAGCACGAAUGAUUUAGUUGAAAACAACGAAGGCUGUGCAGUUGGACACGUUCACCACGGCCAUUCUCACGGUUACGGUCAUGGACAUACUCAUUUGCCAGCAGCUACAAUAAACGAUAAUCAUGAUUUUGUAAUAAGUUCAUUGAGAGGUUUGCUCAUAGUUCUCGGUCUAUCUGUUCAUGAACUGUUUGAAGGUCUUGCUAUAGGACUGGAAGGAUCUGCCAAUGACGUAUGGUACAUGUUCGCUGCAGUGUCUGCUCACAAAUUCGUCAUAGCGUUCUGUAUUGGAGUUGAACUGGUUGCUUCAAGGACGCACCAAUGCUUGAGUAUCAUCUACGUUUGUACGUUCGCAAUUGUCUCGCCGAUGGGUAUUGGUAUUGGUAUGCUGCUUGUUGGCGGAGAUACUCCAGCAGCCAGCGGACCUCUCCCCGUCAUUCUCCAGGGAAUUGCCACGGGAACUCUGCUCUACGUCGUAUUUUUCGAGAUAUUGCAUCACAAUCGGGAUGGACUCCAUCAGUACUUAUCAAUCAUCGUCGGUUUUAUUCUGAUGUUUGGACUCCAGAUAGCAAAUGGAGAACUCGGAAGCUACGGUGUCUUACCAGACAAACCAAAUGUCUUUAUUGCUAGCUAAAAUAGCCGCGAUGUUUAUUCUCGGACUCGGAUCACUCGGACUCGGUGUUCUUCCGCUGAUUAUUGGCCGCUGCAGGUUUAGAAGACGACAAAAAUGCGCGCUCUCUAACUGCUCCAGCACUUCUACAAAUGCUUCUUCGACUAUCGACAAAACGGCCCAAGGUUUGCUGACAUCUCUACUUCUUUGUUUCGGCGGUGGAGUUCUACUCUUCACGACAUUUCUUCACCUGGCGCCAGAAGUCCGUCAAAGCGUGGAACGACACCAGUCAAACGGCCAGCUAACAAGUAUCGGAACUUUGAGCAUGGCAGAGCUACUCUUCUGCAUCGGAUUUUUCAUGGUAUACUUCGUUGAAGAAACAGUGCACGCGACAUUGACAGGAAAGCGAUCAUCUCCAGAAGAUCUGCUCUACCGCACAGUCUCAGUCCGGAGAUGCAACAAGCAAGCGGCUGUUUCAGCAUCAAACACCACGAUAACCACGGUGGCGACCAGCAAAAAAGCUUCAUCUCCAACUUCUUGGAACAUCGGGAAGCUGCGGUACGACGACGAGGACGAGAAGCACAAGACAGCAAGCAGCUCUCCAACCAGCAGAGAAGAGAUAAGCAAAACUGACGUACUCCCAGCGGUGUUUGUGCAAUCUUCGCCGUCGAUGGAUCCACCAGUGGAUGCUGGCCAGGAAGAAGACCAGUUCGUGGCUCCUCCGAGCUACAAUUCCCACGCUCACAAGCCUCACAGCCACGCUCAAGCAGACACUUCCGUCCGCGGGCUGCUGACAGUAGUCGCUCUGUCAUUCCACGCGAUAUUCGAAGGCCUGGCAGUAGGUCUAGAGCCAUCGAUCACUUCCGUGGUCUACCUGGCAGCAGCAAUUGCGACUCAUAAAUUAGUAAUUGCAUUUUGCGUCGGGAUGGAGCUGUACGUCACUGGCGCUUCUACGAGGACAGUCCUCGGGUACAUGUCAGUAUUUUCCCUUGUGACGCCUCUGGGGAUCGUCUCUGGACUCGCUCUCGGAUACUUCAAAAACGACAGCGACAACCUAGGGACCACCCCGACUAUUCUUCAAGGCAUGGCUGCGGGAACUCUUCUGUACGUUGUCUUCUUUGAAGUUCUCGCCAGGGAGCGAGCUAACGAAAAAAGCGGGCUGCUACAACUAGCAGCCAUCGUUGCUGGAUUCAUGCUGAUGCUGGGGCUUCAAUUACUCACUUCUCAUGCUCACUCACAUGGCCAUGGACACUCGCAUGGACUCGAGCACAGUCAUAACGACUCGCAUGAACACGAAGAAGACCACGAGGGACAUAAUCACACUGACCAAGAUCACCCGAUCACUUUAAUUACUGAUAGUAUCGACAGGAUAUCUACAAAAGUCGCUAAUGCUGUUACUGAUGCGCUUGUGUCUUCAACAACUCCGUCAACCACGGAAGCUGGACACUCUUAA